Plasmodium cynomolgi strain B is the source of this 1725-nucleotide messenger RNA. RefSeq lists its product as hypothetical. NCBI's taxonomy places the organism in Eukaryota, Apicomplexa, Aconoidasida, Haemosporida, Plasmodiidae. Bases 1 to 1725 code for a protein of 574 amino acids. The record is from RefSeq and is a predicted model, not a curated record. The transcript is spliced from 2 exons.
AUGCGAAUGAAAAAUAGCUACCUCGCUGUACUGAAACUUUUGAAGGGGAAAAAACAUCCCCUUGAUGCUAAAAAAGGCGGGUGUCAUAGAAGGUACUUCCAUAGUAGUAGCAGCAUUGUUGAGAGAAAAAAAAAAGUGAGCACCCACAUAUCCUACUCUCUGCCUGCGCAAAGGGAGAAUGAAAAAUACAGUUUUGAAGUCCUCAUGAAAACGAUGAAAAACAGGGCAGACGAAUAUAACCUUAUAAAGAUAAAAGAAGCACAAAAUAAAAUACUAAUUCAUUUAAACACAUUUACAAUCAACCAAGUGGUAUCCACGCUCGUCCUCUCGCACAAGUAUAAUAUGCUUAAUUUUAAAAUUCUUCACGCAAUCAUAGAGCAUUUGUUUCGCCAUUCCUGUUUCUUGAAUAGCAAACAUUUGUACGUGUUAGUUUCGAUCGUAAGGAAGAUACACCUCGACAACGUCGUCUACCCGUCGCAAAGAGACAACCACGAGAGUAGGGACAAUCACAAUGCUCACUUGGAGGACUACCUAGAAGAUUGUGAUAAUACAUCAACGUACGACCUGUACAUUCGUCUUCACUUCCAUUUGCUAAAAAAUAUGCUCACAGAGUGCGAAUUUAUCGACAACAAAUUCGUAAUGGAAAAAAUAGAAAAUGGCACAAGUAUAAAUGAGGACGUGUAUAGAGAUGCAAAGCUAUACCUUGAAGUGUUUUCUUUAUUUUUUCAAAACAUGGAAAGGGUUACGGAAAGGAUUAAUCAUUUAAAGGUCUUCCAUUUGAAUAUCCUCUCGCACGAGUUGUUCAAACAUCUCUGUAACGAUGGAGCAUGUAAAAAUGUAAACAUAUAUUACGCCUUCCUCAGGAGAGUAUCAUGUGAGUCUAUUCUGAAGGGGGAAGCAAACCCCGACGUCUGCUAUUGCCUUUUGAGCGUUUUGUACUACCUCAAAAGGGGGAACAUGCUGAAUUGUGAGAUCCGCCCCUUUGGUUACCCUCCUUUUGGAGAGCCCACAUUCGACUUGCAAAAAAUCCAGGACAGGUACUCCCUCUUUUUAAACUCGCUUAACCAGUACACCCUACACGACCUUCUCAUACCACCGCACGAAGCCAAAGAAGCAAUCAACACAAAUUGCGAUACUCCCAUAAAACGCACCCCCAAUGGGGAACCACCAACAAUUGAACAAUCACCCCACAACUUGAGGGACAACUUUUUAGUCCACUUCAUGGCAGAAUUUACCUUCAACGUCGUGUGUUACCUAAACAGGAUAGAUACCUACGAACAACUUUUUAUUUUAAAACAUUUAAUCCUCUUGAAUUUGAAGAAUGAAUACCUAAUCGAUGUGCUGAAAGAACGUCAACGUAAUUUCUUUAUACAAAAGAAGCACUACACGGAUAGGAAGCACUUUUUUUAUUUUGUAGAGUAUUUGUUCACAUCUUUUAUUUAUUCUACCCAUGAGUUCCUCAAUCUGAUACAUUUGAUAGACCUCCGAAAGUUUCAAAUUGUGUUGGACGCAAUAGGACGGACGAAAAAAUUCACCCAUAAAGUAAAAAAAAUAUUCGAUGCCGUUAAUGUGAUACUGAACCAGCGGAAGCACAAUUGUGUAAAAAUCGACACCAAAAAAAAAGUGCGAAACAACCAAUUUGAAAACAAGUCCACUGCCCUACCAGAGGACACAACCCAGGUACAACGUUUUCAGAACAUCCUCUACGAUUUUUUAUUUUUAUAA